This is a messenger RNA of Microtus oregoni (creeping vole), 2977 nucleotides long. It is a transcript of the gene Pbx2, whose product is annotated as PBX homeobox 2. Bases 267 to 1559 code for a protein of 430 amino acids. The transcript has 8 exons. Lineage: Eukaryota; Metazoa; Chordata; Mammalia; Rodentia; Cricetidae. Gene Ontology annotation, biological process: animal organ morphogenesis; regulation of transcription by RNA polymerase II; eye development. Gene Ontology annotation, cellular component: nucleus. Gene Ontology annotation, molecular function: RNA polymerase II cis-regulatory region sequence-specific DNA binding; DNA-binding transcription factor activity, RNA polymerase II-specific. The record is from RefSeq and is a predicted model, not a curated record.
ACACACCCCCGCUUGGGCCUCCUCUCUCUCUCUCUCUCCGGCUCCAUUUUCUCCGCCGCCGGGGGCCGGGGUCUCCUGUGGGGGUGCCCAGGCGGCACCCUGGGUCUCCCGUUCAGUGCCGGGGUGAACCCCCGGAGGGAGCCAGGAGGCGGGUUGCCGGGCGGGGUUGGGGCGGAGGGAGCAGCGGCCCCGGCGAGUUUGGAGGGGGGAAGUCACCGGCGGGGGGAGGGGCGAAUAGGGAGGGGGCCUCAGGGCCCCCCCCAGCUAUGGACGAGCGGCUGCUGGGGCCGCCCCCUCCGGGCGGGGGCCGGGGAAGCCUGGGGCUGGUGGGUGGGGAGCCCGGGGGCCCUGGCGAGCCUCCCGGUGCCGGAGACCCCGGUGGGGGAAGUGGGGGGGUCCCGGGAGGCCGAGGGAAGCAAGACAUCGGGGACAUUCUGCAACAGAUAAUGACCAUCACCGACCAGAGCCUGGACGAGGCCCAGGCCAAGAAACAUGCUCUAAACUGUCACCGAAUGAAGCCUGCUCUGUUUAGUGUCCUGUGCGAAAUCAAGGAGAAAACCGGCCUUAGCAUUCGGAGCUCCCAAGAGGAGGAGCCGGUGGACCCGCAGCUGAUGCGCCUGGACAACAUGCUUCUGGCAGAAGGUGUGGCUGGACCAGAGAAAGGGGGGGGCUCCGCAGCGGCAGCUGCAGCCGCCGCAGCCUCGGGAGGUGGCGUGUCCCCCGACAAUUCCAUCGAACACUCAGACUAUCGAAGCAAGCUUGCCCAGAUCCGCCACAUCUACCACUCGGAGUUGGAGAAGUACGAGCAGGCCUGCAAUGAGUUCACAACCCACGUCAUGAACCUGCUGCGGGAGCAGAGCCGCACUCGUCCUGUGGCCCCCAAGGAGAUGGAGCGGAUGGUGAGCAUCAUCCAUCGCAAGUUCAGCGCCAUCCAGAUGCAGCUGAAGCAGAGCACCUGCGAGGCGGUCAUGAUCCUGCGCUCUCGCUUCCUGGAUGCCAGACGCAAACGCCGGAACUUCAGCAAACAGGCCACCGAGGUCCUGAAUGAAUAUUUCUACUCCCACCUCAGUAACCCUUACCCUAGUGAGGAGGCCAAAGAGGAGCUUGCCAAGAAGUGCGGCAUCACUGUCUCUCAGGUUUCCAACUGGUUUGGUAACAAGCGAAUUCGCUACAAGAAAAAUAUUGGGAAGUUCCAAGAGGAGGCCAAUAUCUAUGCUGUGAAGACAGCCGUGUCCGUCGCCCAGGGGGGCCACAGCCGCACCAGCUCCCCAACGCCUCCUUCCUCUGCAGGCUCUGGCGGCUCUUUCAACCUCUCAGGAUCCGGAGACAUGUUUCUGGGGGUGCCCGGGCUCAACGGGGAUUCCUACCCCGCCUCUCAGGUGGAAUCCCUCCGACACUCAAUGGGGCCAGGGAGCUAUGGGGAUAACCUCGGGGGAGGCCAGAUAUACAGCCCUCGAGAAAUGCGGGCCAAUGGUGGCUGGCAGGAGGCUGUGACCCCAUCCUCAGUGACAUCCCCAACAGAGGGCCCGGGAAGUGUUCACUCUGACACCUCCAACUGACCUUGCCCCUCAAGGUCACAGGGCUGGGGGCUCCCACCAGGCAACCCUUGAAGAGGACUUGGGCAUCUAAAGGACAAACCCCAACAGAAGCACAACACAGAAGAGCAAAUGGGGUCGUGCUCUCCCCAACUGGACACUCAGUGCUGGGGUGCUGACUACAUGGCAGGGAAAGUGGGGUGUCCCCCCUUUUUUCCGUCUUUUUCCCUCUCACAGAAAACAGAUGUGUUUCUCAGAUCUCUCCAGUCUGCACCAACUAUUCCGCUUGUCUCUGGGUUCCCUGCUUUCUUUUCCCCACCCCACUCAAACACUCUGGAAUCUGGAGACGUCAGCCCUGCCCGACCCAGAGAUGCCAAAAAUGGGGACUCCUGGACAGAGGCCCUGGGCCAACACCUCCCCGCGCACCCCCACCUUCCGCCCCUCCAGACGGCUUUAUUACCUCAUUCGCAGCUCAUCUUAAACCAAUAGACUCGCUCGGUGGACAGGAGUGUCUGACUCAGUUAUCUACCUCGGAGGGAGCUUCUGCUACUUUAGAGAAUCAUUGGCUGGGCUUUGGAGUUGGUUUUGUUUUUUAGAAAACCUGGGAUCUGUCUGUAAUUUUUUUGUUUUUGUUGGUAGUGGUGAUCCUUAGUUUUUAAUAGUUGGAAUAGGGAUUUUGGUGUGUGUGUGUGCGCGCGUGUUUUUUUUUUUUAAAUAAACAUACUGAUUUAUUUUUGUUUACCCACGUGAGAAGUAAGAGCCAAAGGGGCCUAGAAAGAGAACAAACAAUUGGUGGUGGCCACUUGCUCCAGGCCUCCCAUGGGGGAAGUGGAUCUUGCAGGACACCAUGUCCUCACCCUGGUCACUUAGGUGUUCCUAGCUUGUGCCGGCAAAUCUCUGCUGUAUUUGACAUGGAGCACGAUGCCCCUCUAGCCUCCUGUCUUCCCUCUCCCAAUAACCUGUGGGCAAGGCUGGACUGAACUCAGUAAUUUUGAAAAAGUCAAAAGGCUUUAAAAAAUUUUUUUUUUGUUAAACCCUUUGCAGAGUGGAGAAUGAAUGGAGGGUGUUCUUGCCAAACUCACUGAACACGGGCCGGGCGCUUACAUGUGUCUCUCUCCUCCAGUUUCCCAGAAAUAAGUGUUUCUGCUCAUUUUUUUAAUGUUAUGCCAAAAUCAGGGGGGUGGGGAGAAGAGGGAGGCCGCAGAACGCCAGGUAUGAGUGACGGCAUAAACAAGGUCUCAUCUCAGCCCUGAACCCCUCUGACCCCCUCAGACAUCCUCAGGAUCUUCAGGACUGUCACAGUGGCGAAUCCCUCCCACCAAAGGCCCAGGCAGGAGGGUGUUGGGAGGCAGGGCCGGGAUGGUUCUCUUCUCGCCUGUAAACUUGUAGACUCACAGAGAAAAAAAUGCAGUUUUAAAUAAAGAGAUUUCUUUUUUCCCUGG